UAUGUUUUAGUGGACUCAUCUAGCUGAAGGCGCUCGGUCAUGCAUCCGCACCAGGUCACGUGUGGUAACGCUGUGCUCAACAUCAACCGCAAUCGCUAGCCAGAUUAGAUCAGAGAAUUCCGAUAUAUUGGUCAUCGCCAAAUAUACUCUUCCGAUCUCCUCGACUCUGUCUUUUGAUUUCUCUGGGUGGGAACGAAAUAUAUUAGAAGGUGUUACUGGUAAAAGUGUUGUCAAACACUAAAUACCUGUGACAUCAUCAAAAUAAAUUGGAACCUGCUGCCCGAAGCAGUGGUGUCCACAACUUCAAUUGACUCUCUCAAGAGAAGAUUGGACACUCACAGAAGCAUACGUGAAAACGAAUAACAUAGGCCGUGGGUUUUCUGUCCUUACUACACAGAUCUGAAUCUGAAUCUGAACUAUCCAAACCGAAACGGAAACAAAUAUCUGUUGAAACCCACUCAGCAAUUAUUUGAUACAUAUAAUGGCAAAUUUAAUGUUUUGAGAAGUUUCCAAUACGACAGAGAAGACCAAACUUAUAAUUGAGUGCGAGGUCGAUUUAUUAGAUGCGCUACGUAUGCCAUGCCUGAAUUGCCUACCGGUGAUGUGAAUAUCCUAAAGGAGACAAAAGUGCAAAAAAUCACAGAGCAAAUGGCCAAGUCAUCCAUCAAACAGUGCGAAGUGAAGUACAAUUUAAAAGUUCCAAAGGGAACAAAAGAUCGGGAUCCCCUCCAAAUGACAAUUCUUGAAGGUGUUUUUAAUACAAUAAUACGGUGUUUCAAGCGUCAUGAUGCGGUCACUAUAGACACCCCUGUUUUUGAGCUCAAGGAAGUGCUAGCUGGGAAGUAUGGCGAAGAAUCUAAACUCAUAUACGAUCUUCAGGAUCAAGGCGGCGAGGCGCUUUCUCUUAGAUAUGAUUUAACCGUCCCAUUCGCCCGUUAUGUUGCCAUGCAUAAGAUUAAAUCUAUCAAGCGAUACCAAAUUGGAAAGGUUUAUCGGCGUGAUCAACCGGCUAUGUCGCGCGGUCGUUACCGGGAGUUUUACCAGUGUGAUUUCGAUAUUGCUGGAGAUCAUGGGCUAAUGUUGGCGGAUGCAGAAUGCCUUCGAAUAAUAUACGAAGUGCUUUCAGAAUUGGAUUUAGGCGAUUUUGUCAUAAAGAUCAACCACAGACGUUUGCUUGAUGGAUUGUUUUCGGCUUGUAAUGUGCCAUCAGAUAAGUUUGUUUCAGCUUGUUCCUCAGUUGACAAACUAGACAAGAUUCCUUGGGAAGAUGUCAGACGGGAAUUAUGUGAAGACAGAGGGUUGUCACCUGAAGCUGCAGAUAAAAUUGGUUCGUAUGUUCAGCUAACUGGAGGUUUGGAUCUAGUUGAACGUCUCGAAUCAGAUGAGCAUCUUAAUAAUCAACCAUCAGCUAAAGCCGCUCUUCAGGAAAUGAGAUUAUUAUUAGACUAUUGUAAAGCACUUGGGAUAGAAGAGCGAAUUAGCUUCGAUUUAAGUCUAGCGCGCGGGUUGGAUUACUAUACCGGUGUUAUUUACGAAGCUGUUUUGAAAGGUUUCACUUACAAUCCAAGUAAUUCAGGUGCAGAAUUGACUGGUUCUAAUGAAACUAACUUAAACUCCUCUGUAAAAAAUAAAAAAUCAAGUAAAAAGGAUAAGAAAGCCAAAGAACAGUUAGAUGAUGAUUUUGUUACACCUGGCGAAUCCAUGACUGUUGGUAGUGUAGCUGGUGGUGGCCGUUACGAUGGUUUAGUUGGAAUGUUCGAUUCUUCUGGAACACGAGUUCCGUGUGUUGGUUUUAGUUUUGGUGUUGAACGACUAUUAGCAAUUAAAGAAGCUUUGAGUAAUUCUUCAAAUAAGAAUAAGUGUAACGUGCGACCAACUGAAACUGAAGUCAUGGUUGCUGGAGCUCAUAAGGGUCUUAUUAUGCAACGUUUACAAUGCUGUCAACUCUUAUGGAAUGCAAAAAUUAAGGUAAGCGUUUCGUUCUUAAGUUUCAUUUGAUUGACUCAAAUGUCUUAAUGUUAAUAUAAGUAACAAAAUAUAUUCUUAAUCUAUUUUGCAAAAGGAACAGUCUCAUAACAUUAAGAAAACGAAUUACUUCUUGUCAUAUUGACAAACAGUUACAACCAGACAAUCCAGUACUUAAAUAACAUCAAUCUUUCAAAUUUUUUAACUAGAAUUAUGAAGAAGGAAUCUCCCUUUGAAUGUUAUCUUGUACUUUCCGUUUGUUAAUUUUAUUCCUGCUUUUAAAAUUAUAUUCUACUUGGUUUGUUUCUAUUAUUAUUAUUUCAAAUCUCUUGCUUUCCUUUUUAUGGUUGCAUGGUUUGCCAAAUUAGCCGAAUUCGUGCCAGUCCUUGUGUUGUUAAUGUUUUACCGAUGUACUGAUUGAGAUGUUUUUUGUGUUAACACAACUCAGGAUUUCUAUACAAGUUUGUAUCCUAGAUUGUAAAGUGCAUAAUAUUACAAAUACUUACGCGCGCGAGACCGAUAGGUCCUUGGUUCGAACCUCGUGUGGCGAGAUCGUGGAUGUGCACUGCUGAGGAGUCCCAUACUAGGAUGAAACGACCGCCCAAUGCUUACAGGUUUUCCAUGGUGUUCUAGCUUCAAUUGGCCCAUGAAUUCGACUAUUAACUUAAUAUUUAUGUCCAUAACUAACCAAUCAUAUCGCUGCUUAAACGCUCAUCACAUCAACCUGGUCUGAUGUGUAUGUAGACUAUCCCUGUUUCAUGUGACCUGGCAUUUGAAGGAAACUAUUGUUCUAUCACAUUAGUGUGACUGCAAAUCAUUUUUUAUUCAUUUCGAUAAGAUACGUAAUCCUAGUCGGUAUGCUUGUGUGUUUCACUUAAUGACUAUAAUUCCUUUAAUUAUUGUACUAGUUGAAUUGUUUUUGACGUUUAGAGACAGACAGUUUAAAGCCAAGUUGUUCUUAUUCUGACCAUAACUUUCAUAUAAACUCUGGAUCUUCAGUAUCGCGUUUACAGUUCUGGUAGAAUAUCUGUAGGAAAAAUCUUACAUACUAAUGAUGCUUAUUCGAGGACUUAAACAGAAGUAAUGUUGAUGUUAGUUACGGGUUACCAGGUAAAUGUAGCGGCUUCGUUGGUGAAACUAUCAACCUUCAUUGAUUGCAGUGGUUAUGAUCUGUAUUAGGCAUGUCCACUCACUGAUAACCGUGAUGGGGAAUGUCUAGUUUAGGAUUACGUUGGAAUAAAGCUCGUGCCAGCCAAACCAGGACAUUGUAUCAGUCCAUGAAGUCAUUGAUUGUUGAUCUGGGCCACAUUGUUAGGUGAAGAUUAUGUGAUUGAUGCCGGAGCGAUAACCGGAACUUGUGACUAGAGGCGUUGUAUGACAUAACUAAUAACCGUUCAUGAUAUCGCAUAGACAUUCACUUUCUAUUUUAUUCUCAAUAUUGAAUUUUAGUAUUCCUUCAUAUGUACCUUUACUAUCUUUUCUCGAUGCAUAGUCUUUUCAUCAUCAUUAUUACUACAUUACUUCAGUCUCUUUUACUACAAGUCUUAUUAAUUUGGUCUCAUAGCGGUGAUAUAGUAUAGCAACUUGAGCCAACGCACAUCUGUCAGGCUCUGCGUUGAUGACUAGUGGACUCAAACAGGAUAGCGGUUGAACUUAUUUUCACUAAUUCAAAGUGGAGUUCUUAAGUAGUAGUUGUACAAUUGUUCUUACAGUUCUCAAGAUAUUUUGUACAUGAAUGAUUAAAUUAUAUCAUCAAAAAUUAAAUUUCCCAUUGUCCUCUCAUAUUAUUGAUGCUGUUCUAUUAUUACUGUCAUCAAUAGAUCAUACCUAAUACAUAAUUAUACUUUUACUUCGAAACGCUUAAUUCACAGGCUACGAUGUCGCAUAAAAAUCACCCCAAACUUUUGGAUCAACUACAGUAUUGUGAAUCAACUGGUAUUCCUUUGGCCGUUGUUCUAGGAGGAAGUGAACUAGCUCGUAACACUGUCAAGUUGAGAGAUAUUCAAACCCGAGAAGAAUAUGAAGUUUUGUACACAGAUCUUGUGAAUAAGAUCAAAGAAGUACUAUCUACCAAAUACCAUAAAUAAAACUUUGCUACAUAUUGUAUUUGUCUGUAUGUUGUUGCAUCUCAUAAUCUUGUAUCGUUUGACGUAAUUUACCAAUACAAUUUUGUCUCGGAAGUAACUACAAUAAACUUAUUGGGAUUCUAAUUAA
This is a messenger RNA of Schistosoma guineensis, 4179 nucleotides long. NCBI's taxonomy places the organism in Eukaryota, Metazoa, Platyhelminthes, Trematoda, Strigeidida, Schistosomatidae. The record is from the annotation of a GenBank genome assembly.